AUGAAUCAGGAUGAUUUUAGAAGGCUAUUGGCAACACCUCAGCAGCCAAGGCAAACUACAUCUCGGCCUUCUUUUUUUCGGCCAAUAUCCAAAGAUUCUAGACAAACAUUUAUAGAAAAAACAACAAAGAAGUUUUCAGAGAAAUCAACACAUGGAAACCGUUGUGUUGGAAAAAAAGCGGCGAAAAAUGAAGGUUCAAAUACUACAUCAUCAUUAUUACCUGAAGGAUAUAGAAAUAGAGCAAAGGAGCUACAAAAAGAGGAUAGUGAGGACAGAAGAGCAUAUUCUAUGCAAGAAAAUAUGUUAUUAAAUCUUAAAGAAGCAGUAAAAAAAGGAGAAAUAUCACAUCAAGAUUAUUUAUUACAAACGCAACGAUUGGGAGGGGAUUUUGAAAAUUCAUGUUUAGUAAGGGGAUUAGAUCGAGUAUUACUUGAAAGGGUUAGACGUGGUGAGGAAAUUGGAAUAUCAGAACCAACAACUAUACAGAAAGAUUCAACAAAGGCAGUUGAAACUAAGGAAGAGGCAUUAGAUCUCGAUAAAAUAUAUAUGGAAGGUCUUUCAAAGAAAAAAGACUUGGAAGAAAAUAUUUCAAAAAGGAAAAAUCGAGACGAGCUCCUUUCUAUUUUAAAAAAACAAAAAACUCAAGAUCCAGUAAAGGAACAAUCAAAAUUUAAACCAAUAGGUGUUCGUGGAGAAAAUCCUAAAAAAAAUGAAUCAUUAAAGAAAAAGGAUGAUCUUUGUUGUGAAAAAAAACUAUUAAAUCAGGAUCAAAAAAAUGAAAAAAUGACAAUAUUAAAAGAAACAAAAUCAACGACUCCAAUAGAAAAUUUUCCUGAAAAAAUACAAAAAACAUCAAAUGAAGAGAAUAAUGACAUUUUUGAUGACGUAGGAACAUAUGAUCCGUUUGAAUCUAUGAAUUUUUACACAGACCAAGAGCAACCUACGCAAAAUCUAAUUCAACAUAAUAUAAAUAAUACAUAUACUCCAAAAAGGAAUUAUUUCCAUACAUCAACAUUAUUAGAAGAUGAUAAUCUGGUAGAAGCGGGAUCAUUAACAAGGGAGUCUAUAUUGAAAAAUGAUGUACAGCUUGUUACUGCAUUAAAAAAGGCGGCUACACUAGAGCAUUUAGAUAAUCAUGAGGAAAAUACACAUAUAAAGAAGAAAUCAAUGAAUAUGGGCUUUGGUCUUUGGUUAGAUGAUGCAUAUAAUGAUAUAGAUCUUAAUGAUGAUCCGUUUGACGAUGAUGACAAUUUGCCCUCCAAAUCAAAACGAAAAACAAAAUUAACCGAUACGAAACGAUCAAAAGUUACUACAAUUACAUGA
Molecule: messenger RNA, 1323 nt
Organism: Pneumocystis murina B123
Lineage: Eukaryota; Fungi; Ascomycota; Pneumocystomycetes; Pneumocystales; Pneumocystaceae
Exons: 2
Coding region: 1-1323 (440 amino acids)
Biological process (GO): mRNA splicing, via spliceosome
Cellular component (GO): nucleus
Source: RefSeq, a predicted model, not a curated record